This is a messenger RNA of Telopea speciosissima, 1404 nucleotides long. Its product is annotated as protein PHOSPHATE-INDUCED 1-like. Lineage: Eukaryota; Viridiplantae; Streptophyta; Magnoliopsida; Proteales; Proteaceae. Bases 406 to 1353 code for a protein of 315 amino acids. The record is from RefSeq and is a predicted model, not a curated record. The transcript has a single exon.
AGCAGAGACUACGAAUUUCUAUACUAAGAAAAGAUUAAAAACAUUAAACUAAAAAUGGAACCUUUAUUGAGGGGAUGCCCCUACCAGAUGCUUCCCCUCAUGUCUUUCGUCAUCUCUCCGAAUCCCCGUGAUAUAUCUAUUUUCAUAAACGACGAAACUCACAAGGAAAGUGAAUCCCUCACCACUUCCCCCCAAAUAGGCCUCAACUAGCCCAGUUCAUGUACUUCUUCACCUAUAUAUAAGCCUACCCCUGCAAUUCCUUCUCUGCAUCCUCAUCCACAAGCAACUAAUACUUCCAAUUUAUAUCUAUCUUUCUUCAGCUCUCACUGUCGCUCUCUGCUUCCUUCCAUUGAAUCCAAUUCAAUUUGAUUGUCUAUACAUUGAAACGACGCAUUUUUCCCUGAAAUGGGUCUCACUCAAUCUGCAAAAACAGCCCUUUUUCUUCUUGUCCUCGUUUAUCUCAGUUUUCCCAAUCUGUGUUACGGAGCUAGAAAGCUCACUGCGCUUUACCAACCACCAGCCAUGCUUGUAUCCUACCACAAGGGGGCUUUACUUGAAGGAGACAUCCCAGUCUCCAUUCUCUGGUACGGAAAAUUCACUCCUGCCCAGAAAUCCAUCGUUGCAGAUUUCCUACUCUCUCUCACCCAAAACGACCACCACCAAGUAGGCCUUUCUUCCAAGACACCUAGAGUAUCUCAAUGGUGGGAAACGAUCCAAACUUACGUUGAGAAAGCCGGGAAGAAGGGGACCCAGGUCAUUCUAUCCGGUCAAGUCACCGAUGAAGGGUACUCCAUGGGCAAAUCCUUGAAGAGAUCCCAGAUUUCUGAGUUAGCUGCAAAAGCCAACUCAAAAGCCGGUGGAAUCGCUCUGGUUCUCACGGCGGAUGACGUUGCGGUCGAAGGCUUCUGUAUGAGCAACUGCGGGUUUCACGGGUCUGACUCGGGGAAGAAAUCGACCUUUAUAUGGGUUGGAAACUCGGUGACUCAGUGCCCUGGUCAAUGCGCGUGGCCGUUCCACCAGCCCAUCUACGGACCACAGACCACACCACUGGGUGCCCCCAAUGGGGACGUGGGCUUGGAUGGCAUGAUCGUAAAUAUCGCGAGUUUGUUGGCCGGAACAGUGACGAACCCGUUCGGAAAAGGUUUUUACGAGGGUCAAGCUGACGCGCCACUAGAGGCCGCCUCUGCUUGUACCGGAAUAUACGGCAAGGGCGCGUAUCCGGGAUACGCGGGUGAGUUGCUGGUGGACUCUACUAGUGGUGCCAGCUAUAAUGCGCAGGGGGCGAACAGCAGGAAGUACCUGUUACCGGCAUUAUAUGACCCUAAAACUUCUUCGUGUUCGACGUUGGUCUGAAACUGCCAAUACCUGCGGGGAGACAAGAGCCACAGUUCGUUGACUUUUUGA